Molecule: messenger RNA, 833 nt
Organism: Triplophysa dalaica
Lineage: Eukaryota; Metazoa; Chordata; Actinopteri; Cypriniformes; Nemacheilidae
Product: calcitonin gene-related peptide-like
Exons: 4
Coding region: 187-588 (133 amino acids)
Cellular component (GO): extracellular region
Molecular function (GO): hormone activity; calcitonin receptor binding
Source: RefSeq, a predicted model, not a curated record
CCUGUCUGUCUGCUGAUUGGAUGAUAGGAGAUAAUUCAACUCCUACACAUAUCAUUCAUCAGUUCUGGUGGUGAAUAUAUAGGCGCUUGAACAUUGUUGCUUCACACAGUAGAAUCAAGUUGUCAAGUUCGCCGAAUCGAUAUUUGUAUUGAACAAGAGGACGGAUCCAGUGGUGGCGAGGUUGCCAUGUUUCUCUUGAAGAUCUCUCCGGUCCUCGUGGCUUACGCUGUGAUUGUGUGUCAGAUGUCCUGCUCGCAAGCCGCUCCAGUGAGAGGUGCUCCAGACUCGCUGACGGACAGAAUCGCACUCAUGGACUUUGAAACGCGGCGGUUAUUGAGCGCCAUCGUCAAAAGUGUGGUGCAGAUGACGGCAGAGGAGCCGGUGGAUGAAGAUAACGGACAGGGCAGAUUCCUGUCCAAGCGUUGCUCCAAUCUCAGCACCUGCGUGCUGGGCAAACUCUCGCAGGAGCUGCACAAAUUACAAACCUUCCCGCAGACGGACGUGGGAGCCGGUACGCCCGGCAAGAAACGCAGCCCGCUGGAGGGCAAUCCCUUUCCCAGCUACGAGGAAGCCUUUAACGGCAUUUAAUCGAUCUCUGCGUGUCAUCUUGUGCAUGUGCGUUCUGCCUGCUCCACCGACGGCACACACAAACGCCUGGAUGCAUUGCUCUUCUCUUCCUUCCUUCCUUUUCUUUUCUUUUCUCUUCUUUUCUUCCUUUACUUCAGCAGAGACAGGCAUGAAACGCCCAGACAUUUCUUCCCUUACCUAAACACACACCUCUGAAUGUAUGUAUUCUAAAUGUAAUGUCUGCUGAUGGAAAUCCUUGUUUCCUU